Pneumocystis jirovecii RU7 is the source of this 2819-nucleotide messenger RNA. RefSeq names its product ssDNA endodeoxyribonuclease RAD1. The transcript is spliced from 14 exons. Gene Ontology annotation, cellular component: nucleotide-excision repair factor 1 complex. NCBI's taxonomy places the organism in Eukaryota, Fungi, Ascomycota, Pneumocystomycetes, Pneumocystales, Pneumocystaceae. Gene Ontology annotation, biological process: nucleotide-excision repair involved in interstrand cross-link repair; resolution of meiotic recombination intermediates; double-strand break repair via homologous recombination. Bases 60 to 2819 code for a protein of 919 amino acids. The record is from RefSeq and is a predicted model, not a curated record. Gene Ontology annotation, molecular function: single-stranded DNA binding; single-stranded DNA endonuclease activity; damaged DNA binding.
CCCUAAAUACAUGUUUUAAAAACAUGAAGGUUUUGUGAAAAAAUAUGCAUUAGGAUACAAUGGAGGGAAGUUUAUGUGAUUCUAAAAGAUUAUAUUCACGCCUUUCUCUGUUUUUGAGUUAUCAACAAGUUUUAGUUCAUGAAAUAUAUAAUGAAAAUGGUCUUGUUAUACUUGCAAAAGGUCUUGGUUUGUUAAAUAUUGUUGCAAAUCUGCUUCAUUCAUACAACCUUCCUGGAUGUUUGACUUUAGUGAUUGGUGCAAAUGCAAAACAAGAAGAGCUGUUGAAAGAGAUGGUUGAUGAAUUGGGAGCUUCGGAUAAUGAGGUUCCGAGAGAGGAGUUUAAGAUUAUUAAUAAUGAAAGUGGAAACUCUCAUAAGCGUGAAUCAAUAUAUAAUAGCGGUGGUGUUUUUAGUGUUACAUCUAGAAUUCUAGUAGUUGAUUUAUUGACCGGUAUUAUUGAUCCUGUUAAGAUAUCUGGGAUUGUUGCACUCAAUGCUGAAAAAGCAAUUGAAACUUCUUUAGAAGCAUUUAUUUUAAGAAUAUUUCGCAAAAACAAUAAAGUGGGAUAUAUUAAAGCAUUUUCUGAUAGUCCAGAGGCAUUUAAUGUUGGAUUAUCACCAUUAUCAAAUAUAAUGAGAGCUUUUUUUUUAAGAAAAUGUUUUUUAUGGCCAAGAUUUCACGUUCUAGUUGCUGAAUCUCUAGAAUCUAAAAAAGUUAAUGUUGUAGAAUUGGAUGUAUCUAUGACUGAGUCAAUGAAAAAUAUUCAAUACGCAAUAGUUGAAUGCAUGGAAAUUUGUAUUUCUGGGCUUAAGAGUGCUAAUUCUGGAAAAGUUGAUGUUGAAGAUUGGAAUUUGGAUAAUGCACUGCAUAAAAGUUUUGAUAUAAUGAUUCGUCGUCAAUUAGAUUUUCACUGGCACCUUGUAAGUCAGAAAACUAAACAGCUUCUUUCAGAUUUAACAACAUUAAGACAUAUAUUACAUUAUCUUUUAUCUUAUGACUGUGUAUCUUUUUAUAAAAUUUUAGAAACAAUUUUAAUAGCUGAAUCAUCUACAUCUGAAAUUGAAAAACGAGAACAAUCACCAUGGCUUCUUUUAGAUGCUGCAAAUACGAUAUUCAAGCUUGCAAAAGAACGUGUUUAUAAAAAAGUUGUUCCGGAAAAAAUAUAUGUGCAAGAAUCGUAUGGUUCUAUAUUACCUGUUUUAGAAAAUCAACCAAAGUGGGAUGUUUUAAGAGAGAUAAUGCAUGAAAUAGAAACAGAAAUUAGAUUAAAUCCUGAAUUGCAUAGAAAUAGUGAUUGUGCUGUUCUUAUAAUGUGUAAAAGUGAAUAUACAUGCCAUCAAAUUCAAGAAUAUCUUCAUAAUUUUACUACUAAUGAUAAUUUUUCUAAUAACGCCAAUAAUGAUUCUGAUAAAUCUAAAUCCUCAUUUUUAAAAACACAAUUUAAAGAAUAUUUAGCAUGGAAGCAGAAUUUUUCAAAUAUGAGGUUUAAUUUAGAUAAAGAUGAUGAGAAUUCUAUAUCCUUAGUUGCUUCGAAUAAUAAGGCUAGCAUUGCUCAUCAUUCACGUCAAUUUGUUAACAAAAGGAGGCGUGUGCGAGGAGGGUCGUAUGCCGCAUCUAGUACGUCUGGUAAUUGUACUUAUAUUUCUUUGAAAGAUGAUUUUAGUCAUAGUGAAAUUAUAAACACCCUAUCUACUUAUCAAAAUGAAUCGACAAAUUAUAACAACUAUUCGUUGGACUGUUGUGAUGAUUAUUUUGGACCUCUGGCUUUAAAUGAUUUAAUAAUUGUAUCACCUUAUAGUGGUGAUGUAGAUGAUAUUACACUUAAAGAACUUAAACCAAAAUUUAUAAUUUUGUAUGAGCCUGAUCCUGUUAUUAUAAGAAGAAUUGAAGUAUAUAAUUCAGUUUAUAAAAAUGCUCUUUUGCGAGUGUAUUUUAUGUAUUAUGGAAAUUCUAUAGAAGAACAAAAAUAUUUAGCUGCUGUAAGAAAAGAAAAAGAUUCGUUUACGAAACUUAUUCAGGAGAAAGGGAAUAUGGCUGUAUUAUUAACACAAGAUGGAAAGAACGAUGAAUAUUUUAACUCAAUACUUUUUAAAAAUACUAAUACUCGAUUUUCUGGUGGUUCUAAUUAUAUGAUUAAUGAAAAUCUGCCAAAAAUAAUAGUAGAUAUUCGUGAAUUUAGAAAUCCAUUACCCUCAUUAUUAUAUGGUAAUCAUAUAAAUAUUAUUCCAUGCCAAUUAACAGUUGGUGAUUAUAUUUUAUCCCCUUCAUUAUGUGUGGAAAGAAAAUCUGUGAUGGAUUUAAUUAAAUCUUUAAAUAAUGGAAGGUUAUAUAAUCAAUGUGAAAUGAUGCAACAAUAUUAUUCUACUUUUAUACUUCUUAUUGAAUUUGAACAAAAUAAAUCAUUUACUUUAGAGCCUUUUACAGAAAUUACAAGUGAUAUUAAUAUUAAUAAUCUUCAAUCAAAACUUAUACUUUUAACUAUGGCAUUUCCAAAGUUGAAAAUUAUUUGGUCUUCUAGUUCUUAUGCUACUUGUGGGAUUUUUGUUGAAUUAAAGAAGAACCAAAGUGAACCUGAUCCUGUUAAAGCUGUAUCAUUAGGUUUAAAAGAUGGCGAAGAUAGUAUGGCAAUCGUUAAUCAAGGACCUCAUGAUUUUCUUUUGUCUAUUCCUAAAAUUUCUUUAGAAAAUUAUAAAAACAUCAUAUAUAAUGUUGAAAAUAUUUGUGAUUUAAGUAAUCUCAAGGAAAAACAGAUUAUUGAUUUGAUAGGUGUAGAACCAGGAAAGGCUGUAUAUUCUUUUUUUAAUAAAACUAUUUUUUAA